Molecule: messenger RNA, 981 nt
Organism: Penicillium daleae
Lineage: Eukaryota; Fungi; Ascomycota; Eurotiomycetes; Eurotiales; Aspergillaceae
Product: aldo/keto reductase family protein
Exons: 2
Cellular component (GO): cytosol
Source: RefSeq, a predicted model, not a curated record
AAUUUUCCUGUACUUAUAUUCGGUGGAGCGAGCAUCACUGUCGAUAAUGGAAGCUUCACAAAUACCGCAGAAGUCUCCAGCUUGUUCGAGACCCUUAAAUCAGAAGGGAUCAAUCACCUUGACACCGCUCAGACCUAUGGCGGUGGUACCAGUGAGAAACUCAUUGGCCAAGGCCAAGGGUUGUCCGAAUUUUUUGUUGAUACCAAGCAUCCUGAAGGAUGGAUUCCAGGGAGCUCAACUAGAAAGGGGAUUUUCGAGAGAGCUAUUGCUAGUCUGGAAAGGCUUGGAGUUGAGAAAGUGAACAACUUUUACCUCCAUGCACCCGACCACAAGGUCCCUCUUGAGGAGACUCUUGCUGGUAUCGAUGAUCUCUACCGAGCAGGCAAAUUCAACAACUUUGGGCUGUCCAACCUCAACGCAGAUGAGAUCAAAGACGUCAUACGCGUUGCGACCGAGAAAAACUACGUUCUCCCCAAAGUCUAUCAAGGAAACUAUAGCGCAGUUGCCCGCCAACUAGAAAGGGAUAUUCUUCCAACUCUACGGGAGCAUGGAAUUGCAUUCUAUGCCUACAGUCCCAUCGCAGGGGGAUUCCUCACCAAGACUACAGCCCAAUUAACUUCUGGUGCGAAAGGAGAGGGCCGUUGGGAUCCGAAGUCAUCGAUGGGAUCAUUUUAUCACACUUUAUACGGUAAACCCACUUUCUUCGAGGCACUGGACAAGUGGAAUGAGAUUUCCCAGGCGACGGGUAUUCCGAAAGCGGCGCUUGCAUAUCGAUGGGUAGCGUUCAAUUCGGCUCUUGAUGCAGGACUUGGUGAUGCUCUUGUUAUUGGAGCUAGCAGCUUGAACCAAGUCAAACAGACUGCGGCUGCACUUAGAGAUGGGCCACUGCCUAAGGAGGUGGCAGAGCAGAUCUCUGACUUGUGGGAGAUUGUGAAGAACGACGCUGUUGCUAAUAACUUUGGUGUCAUCAGAUCAACCUAG